Messenger RNA from Cylicocyclus nassatus, 1060 nucleotides. Lineage: Eukaryota; Metazoa; Nematoda; Chromadorea; Rhabditida; Strongylidae. The record is from the annotation of a GenBank genome assembly.
GAGACAUUCACGCCCAUUUCGUAUUAGCGUUCCGUUGCCUAGCAAAUCGGCUGCUUCAACAAGAGGGUUUUCAGAAGGAAAAAUACGUGAGCGUCAUGUCCGCACCACCUUAUGAAGGAGCUCCUCCCUACCAGGUAAAAGAGCCUUAUCCACCUCCACCACAAUAUGGUCAACCUGCCUACAACCAGCAACCUGGCUUCGCCUAUCCACCCGGUCAAAUUAACCAAGGUUAUCCUCCGCAACCUUAUCCAAACGCAGUACAACAAAAUUAUGGUCCACAACCUGGCUAUGGCUCACCGUAUGGACAAUAUCCACAGCAGUAUCCCCAACAAUACCCACAACAACCACAAGUCGUAAUGGUCGAUCAAAACCGACGAAACUCAGGAGGCGAUAGUGGCAAAUGCUGUCUCGUUGCGUUGUUAGCCUGCUGUGCAGGAUGUUGUCUCGCUGACUGUUGUGAUUAGGAGCUGAACCUUGGAGAACAUGGCUGCAAUAAUUAGGGCUUUGAAGGCAAUGGGCAACUGGGGUAUCUGGACUUCCAGUGAGGAUAGUGAUAAGGCCUCCAACAAGCCAGUUGCUUAGGCAGUAGCUCAUACGAUUCAUUCACCGUAGUCGCUCACACGGAUUGUUCCUGUCAGAAUUACGGUAGUGCACGAAAUUUUGCAACCAAAGAACGAAUCAUAUGAGUUUCCGCUUAGGCAGUGACUUUUCAUAUAUUUACCCAUAAGAAGCCCAGAUACUCAGAUUUGCUCGACAUCACCUUCGAACGUUCCCAUUUUAAAAAUUUAUCACAAAAGUCAAUUUUACUGAUCUUACGAGUUUUGUUUUCGCUCUUGUUUAUAAUUGCAAGCUGUGAACCUUGUAUAACUUGCUCAUUUCCUGUUACCUACCUGCUUAUGUUAUCUUCUUGUGCAAUUCUAUGUAACAUUCCAAAUACCAUGCCUUUACAACUCUUGGUUGUGACCUUUGUUUCAUUUCUAUUCCUAAAUAAUUACUUCUCUUUUCCUACAUUACAAUGACAUGACUUAUAAACAAUUCUGUUACUCGUGAAGUUUCGAAG